Messenger RNA from Vitrella brassicaformis, 938 nucleotides. NCBI's taxonomy places the organism in Eukaryota, Vitrellaceae. The record is from the annotation of a GenBank genome assembly.
AUCUGAUCCAACCACCUCCACCAAAGAUGUUGCGUCUGACUCCGGCUGCCCGGCUGGGUGCUUUGCACCUGAGCGGCGCUCGUCUGGUCCAGGCGUCUGCUCCGCGUUUCGUGCACACGUCGGGGAAGCGCCUGAGUUCGUACGGCAGCGGUGCGAUUGGCGUGCGCAUCGGUACGUACAUCACCAACUUCUACUUUCCGUUCGCCGCCGUAUCCGCGUUUCUGCUCCUCAUCUUCAUCCCGGGAUACAAGUGGGUCAGGGCCGAGAUAGAGAACUGGCUCGAUGUAAGCUGAGCUGCAACGACAUCACACUACACCACACUACACACACUGCACAAAGGCCAACAAACAGCGUCACAGCUACAGCCUCUCAUGUCGGUGCUGAUUGGCUGUGUUUCUGUGUGUGUGCGUGUGUGGUGCAGGAGAGACGCGGAGACAAUUUCUGACUGAUUGUCAGAGGUGUGCCACAGGUGCGCGGUGGGAAACGGAUCAUGUGAGGGAAUUCUUUCGACGGGCGGGCGGGAGGGAGGAGGGAGGGGGUGCAGUUGCGCGUGGGUGAAGGGAAGCCCAUGGCAGGCUAUGCGGUUGAGUGUGGUGUGUGGCUGUACGUACAAUGAUUGCCGUUUGUGCGUCUGACCUGACGUGCGCAUGUCCGGACAAGAGCAGACAGUGCCUCCCUUCUAUCCUCCUUGUGUGUGUACUGACUGGGAGGGAGGGAGGGAGCUUUCAACAUGUGAGCGAGAGCGUUUUCCUCUCUGCUGCAGUUGCGUGUGAGGCAACAACACAACACCAUCAUGACGCUGGCUGGCUGUGUCGUGUCGUGUCGUGUCGUGUCGUGUCGUGUCGUGAAGGAACCAUUCGUUCGUCAGUAGAUCAGAUCAAAACACUGACGAGAGUCAUGACCACAAGACACACACAUACAUAUCAACCGGCACACGC